Penicillium diatomitis is the source of this 357-nucleotide messenger RNA. RefSeq lists its product as uncharacterized. Bases 1 to 357 code for a protein of 118 amino acids. The record is from RefSeq and is a predicted model, not a curated record. The transcript has a single exon. Lineage: Eukaryota; Fungi; Ascomycota; Eurotiomycetes; Eurotiales; Aspergillaceae.
AUGUCGACCGAGUGGUCUCUUGACUUUUGCCUCGUCUGUGAUCGCCAGACCUCCGGCGGUCCCUACUGCACACAAUCCUGUCGGCUCGCCGAGAUGGAUCGCACAUCCAACACGGACUCAAAAACAUCCUCUUCCUCUCGCGGCUCCUCGUCGCAUUCGCGAUCGUCCACCGUCGACUCCACGGACACUCGGCCGGGGCGCAGUCUGUCCGCAUCUUCCUCGCAAACGUCUCUGUCCUCGCUCCAAAGUCAAUCCUCCACCACCGCUCUGCCGGGACAAUUACAAAACGAAUUGCGAGACUACGCCAGCAGCUUUGAUCAUGUCCGUGAUUUGAAGCGACGGAUGGCUUCAUCAUGA